This is a messenger RNA of Mesocestoides corti, 1554 nucleotides long. NCBI's taxonomy places the organism in Eukaryota, Metazoa, Platyhelminthes, Cestoda, Cyclophyllidea, Mesocestoididae. The record is from the annotation of a GenBank genome assembly.
AUGCCCGAAGAGACAACUAAUGGCUGCCAUUGCGACAAUGGAAAGGUUGGACCCAGCAGACGGGAAGCAGAGCUCGAGUACUACGCAGAGAUGCGUCGAUCGUGCAAGGCGGCUGUAGACAAGGCGGUUGAAUAUUUGGAAUCCAUUGAGUCAUACCGCCCAUUUCCGCUUGUGGAGCCAGGAUUUCUCAUACCCCAGCUUCCUAGGGAUCCCCCUGAAGAAGGAGUGCCAAUGGAAACAAUAUUCAGUGAUGUCGACAAAUACCUACUCCCUGGGGUUACGCACUGGAACCAUCCCCAUUUCCAUGCAUACUUUCCAAUGGCCAAUUCCUAUCCCGCUGUGUGUGCUGAUAUUAUUGGCAGUGAAAUUGGAGGAGUAGGAUUCACUUGGGCUGCUUCGCCGAUUAGCACAGAGCUCGAAGUGAUUAUGAUGGAUUGGUUAGUGAAAAUGCUAGGCCUUCCCGAUUUCUUCCUGUACAAUCGUGCAGGUGGUGGAGGUGUAAUUGGGACAACAUGCAGCGAACAGACGAUAGUAACCAUGAUGGCAGCUCGUAACAAGGCGAUUGACAAGUAUGUGUCCCAGCAUACAGGGGCUACGAAAUUUGAGGCUAUGUCAAAACUCAUCUGUUAUACGUCUAGCCAGGCUCACAGCUCGGUAGAAAGGGCCGCUCUGCUUAAUCUUCUUCCGAUACGAAGUCUCCCGGUCAACGAAAAAUACGAACUCACUGGUGAAAUCCUCGAAAAAGCCGUCAAAGAAGAUAUUUCUAACGGACUGGUACCAUUCUAUUGCGUUGCAACGCUGGGAACUACCGGCUGCUGUAGUUUUGACUGUCUGGAUGAGAUUGGACCAGUUUGCGAGAAGUUCGACAUUUGGCUCCACGUGGACGCUGCCUACGCGGGAUCUGCAUUCAUCUGUCCGGAAUUUCGACCUUACUUGAAAGGCGUAGAGGUUGUGUAUCCAGAUAGUCUGUUUCUUUGUAUCUUCAACCAAAAGGACCAACAACUAAUCCACAUGUACAAAGACGCUAAAAGCGUGACCAGAGCCUUCAGUACAGAUGCCGAAUAUUUGAAGUACUCCGAGUCGGGUAAAAUGCCAGACCAUAGGAACUGGAACUUGUCGUUCGGAAAACGAUUUAGAUCCCUUAAGCUCUGGUUUGUCAUUCGAAGAUUUGGGAUUCAUGGCCUGCAGGAAUAUAUUCGUCAGCACGUACGAAUGGCGAAGUAUCUGGAAUCAAUAAUUAGAGAGGAUCCUCGUUUCCAAAUAAUUGGUGAAGUCACUUUGGGCCUUGUCUGCUUCCGAAUUAAGGACAAUAAUGAACUUACUAAGUUUCUCCACAAACGGAUUGAACAGGAUGGAAGAAUUCACGUAGUUACCGAUAAGGUUGUCACUGCAAGCAACGAGGAAAUGUUCUACAUUCGAAUAGCCAUUGUAUACCUUUUCACUGACGAAGAUAUUUGCCGCUAUGCCUAUAAAGUCAUUUCCGAGAUUACAACCCAGCUCUUAGCAACUGAACUCCACAAAUCACCCAACACCCAAGCAAUAUCCUCAAAUUAG